Messenger RNA from Calypte anna (Anna's hummingbird), 2262 nucleotides. RefSeq names its product regulatory factor X4 (gene RFX4). Gene Ontology annotation, biological process: regulation of transcription by RNA polymerase II. The transcript is spliced from 18 exons. The coding region runs from base 1 to 2262 and encodes 753 amino acids. NCBI's taxonomy places the organism in Eukaryota, Metazoa, Chordata, Aves, Apodiformes, Trochilidae. Gene Ontology annotation, molecular function: RNA polymerase II cis-regulatory region sequence-specific DNA binding; DNA-binding transcription factor activity, RNA polymerase II-specific. The record is from RefSeq and is a predicted model, not a curated record.
AUGGAGACUCAUGGCGAGACCUCUGAAGGGCUCUCAGCAGACCUUUCCGAAGUCCUGCAGAGACGCCCUGUGCAGUGUAUUUGUGUGGCAGUCCAGAAGAGUUGGAUUGAACGAUGUCUCAAUGAAAGUGAAAACAAACGCUACUCCAGUCACACCUCUCUGGGGAAUGUUUCUAACGAUGAAAAUGAGGAAAAAGAAAAUAAUAGAGCAUCGAAACCACACUCAACUCCAGCUACACUGCAAUGGCUGGAGGAGAAUUAUGAGAUUGCAGAAGGAGUUUGCAUUCCUCGAAGUGCUCUCUACAUGCAUUACUUGGACUUUUGUGAGAAAAAUGACACACAGCCUGUUAAUGCUGCCAGCUUUGGGAAGAUAAUAAGGCAACAGUUUCCACAGCUAACAACAAGAAGACUUGGAACCAGAGGCCAAUCAAAGUACCAUUAUUAUGGAAUUGCAGUGAAAGAAAACUCCCAGUAUUAUGAUGUGAUGUAUUCUAAAAAAGGAGCAGCCUGGGUCAACGAAACAGGAAAAAAAGAAGUAACCAAACAGACAGUGGCGUAUUCACCACGAUCCAAACUGGGAACAUUACUGCCAGAGUUUCCAAAUGUCAAAGAUCUAAAUCUGCCAGCCAGUCUGCCAGAGGAGAAGGUUUCUACCUUUAUUAUGAUGUAUAGAACUCACUGUCAGAGGAUACUAGACACUGUAAUAAGAGCAAACUUUGAUGAGGUUCAAAGUUUUCUUCUGCACUUUUGGCAAGGGAUGCCUCCUCAUAUGCUGCCUGUGUUGGGUUCUUCAACUGUAGUGAACAUAGUGGGAGUUUGUGACUCAAUUCUGUACAAAGCAAUUUCUGGAGUUUUGAUGCCUACAGUACUACAAGCAUUACCUGACAGUUUGACACAGGUGAUCCGUAAGUUUGCAAAGCAACUGGAUGAGUGGCUGAAAGUAGCUCUCCAUGAUCUACCAGAAAAUCUACGAAAUAUCAAAUUUGAAUUGUCCAGAAGAUUCUCACAAGUACUUCGGCGACAGACAUCACUAAAUCAUCUCUGCCAAGCAUCAAGAACGGUGAUCCACAGUGCAGACAUCACCUUUCAAAUGCUGGAGGACUGGAGGAAUGUGGAUCUGAACAGCAUUACCAAACAAACCCUCUAUACUAUGGAGGACUCACGGGAGGAACACAGAAAGCUCAUCAUACAAUUGUAUCAGGAGUUUGAUCACCUUCUGGAGGAGCAGUCCCCCAUUGAGUCGUACAUCGAGUGGCUGGACUCCAUGGUGGACAGAUGUGUCGUAAAGGUAGCUGCUAAGAGACAAGGCUCUUUGAAGAAAGUAGCUCAGCAGUUCCUCCUGAUGUGGUCCUGUUUUGGCACUCGAGUGAUUCGAGACAUGACUUUGCACAGUGCACCCAGCUUUGGGUCUUUUCACCUUAUUCACUUGAUGUUUGAUGACUAUGUAUUGUACCUGCUAGAAUCACUCCAUUGUCAGGAGAGAGCUAAUGAGCUGAUGAGGGCAAUGAAAGGAGAAGGAAGCACAGCAGAACUAAGAGAAGAAAUUAUUCUGAGUGAACCAGCUCCUCCAACACCCUCCCCAGUGCCAUUCUCCCCAGCUAAAUCUGCCACCUCAGUGGAAGUGCCCUCUGCCCCCUCACCUGUCAGCAACCAGUCCCCAGAGUAUGGUGUCAUAGCAGCCACAACAGGAGCUAUGCAAUCCUAUACGUGGUCACUCACCUACACUGUAACAACAGCUGCUGGGUCACCUGCUGAAAAUUCCCAACAGCUGCCCUGCAUGAGAAGCCCACAUGUACCAUCAUCAUCUGUCACACACCGGAUACCUGUUUAUCCCCACAGAGAAGAACAUGGAUACACAGGAAGUUACAACUAUGGUAGCUAUAGCAACCAGCAUCCCCAUCCAAUGCAGAGUCAGUAUCCAUCCUUACCACAUGAUACUGCUAUUUCUGGACCACUUCACUACUCAGCUUACCACAGAAGCUCUUCACAGUACCCUUUCAACAGCCCAACAUCAAGAAUGGAGCCCUGUUUGAUGAGCAGUACCCCGAGGCUGCAUCCCACGCCUGUGACUCCUCGCUGGCCAGAGGUCCCAGCUGCAAACUCCUGCUACACAAGCCCAUCCAUGCACUCCACAAGAUAUGGAAAUUCCAGUGACAUGUACACCCCCUUGACUACACGCAGGAAUUCUGAAUAUGAGCACAUGCAACACUUUCCUGGCUUCGCCUACAUCAAUGGGGAAGCCACCACAGGCUGGGCUAAGUGA